Laetiporus sulphureus 93-53 is the source of this 442-nucleotide messenger RNA. RefSeq lists its product as uncharacterized. The transcript has a single exon. NCBI's taxonomy places the organism in Eukaryota, Fungi, Basidiomycota, Agaricomycetes, Polyporales, Laetiporaceae. The record is from RefSeq and is a predicted model, not a curated record. Bases 55 to 339 code for a protein of 94 amino acids.
GGGGAUCACAGUGACGAAUGGCUGUGUAUCUCACUCCACAAAGUCACAACAUAGAUGAGGAACAAUAAUGACAUUGACAGCAGCUACUGCAUGGUCCUGCAUAUUGCUGUCAUCAAAUGUGCUGAGAUAGUCUGUGUAAUUAUUGCUUGGAAGCAUUUUAACAUUCAGGCUAAGCAACUCUGUGCAUACAUGUUGCAAUCCAUGGUAAACCAGAGCACUAGGGAAGGUGCGACGGGAGAUGGCAAUAAAAAUCGAGAAAAUGUAAAGCAAUCCUUCGGAAAUAAUCUCGCCACUCCUGUUCCCUGCCUAGCGUUCCCACGAGCCACUUGGCUUACAUAAUACUCGGCAUCUGCUCGGCAUCGCCGUCCCCUUGGUAUUUGAGGUCGACGAACUGAACUGGCGUGCCGAACUCUAAGAAUUGAGCACGCCUGGUGGCAGGUUU